Molecule: messenger RNA, 3584 nt
Organism: Pseudonaja textilis
Lineage: Eukaryota; Metazoa; Chordata; Lepidosauria; Squamata; Elapidae
Source: RefSeq, a predicted model, not a curated record
UGCUUCUUUAUGUCCACGGUGAAGGGACGGCUACGAAGGGAGGACAACAGAGGCUACGAUUGAGGGACUUUUAACGUCACUGGCAUUAAGAGCCCUUCCGCUGGCUGCGGUGGUAAAAGAGAGUUUUCAGAACUCCUGUUUUCUCUCCGGCAAGUUUUCUUCGGUGGGGAGGAAAAAAAAAAGACUUAAGAAAACUCAGAAAGGCGACAAUCUGUGUGGCUUCCUCUCCACUACCUCCAGGACAGGUUUGAUGAAGAUCAUUGUUACAUCUGGGGAAAAAAUAGAAUUGGACAAAAUCAGCUUGGACACUGGCAAAAACAAUAAAAGGGAGAAGAAAGAAGGAGCUGUGACAUCAUUACUGACAAGGGACACAAGGGAUGCUACCUACACCUUCCUCUUUGUGACGUGUCCUGCAAAAAAUGUGUUACAUGAUUGGGUGUAGGGAACCAUGGACAUAACUUGGAGAAGGCAUCCAAACACCUUUAGAACAACAACAGGAUGCUGUGUGGCAACAAUCCAGGCUCGGGACACAAGAUGUGAGACUCCCACUGUGGCCCUUGCUACUUGAGGCCCCCAUGGUUUUGCUGAUUCUUACAAAAGAAAUUGAGAAAGAGAGAAAAAGAGAUAUUGAUUUUCCAGUUUUGCACACGUUGAGUCAGGCAAGUGAAAACACUGUUUUAAUGACCAUUGCUGUUCAAAAAGAGAAACUAGGUUGCUCCUCCAAACCUGCAAGAAACAAAUCAGAUAAGUAGCUACAUGAAAACUGUGAAGGGUCACUAUCCAAUUGGACUGGGGGGAACAGUGCAAAUUAGACAACAUUGUCCUGGAAGAAACCCAGAAGUUCCAUGACAGACCUAUUUUUUAUUCUUUGUUAAAUAGUCUAGCAGAAAGAACAGUGAAAGAAAACAUAAACAAUGGGGGGUCCAAGUAUGUGACCAUCCUUAAGUUAUACCCGUGUACUUCCAGAUUAACAUCAACCUUUUCUGAAGGACACAUUGAAUUUCUGGGUCGGGGUUUUGUCAACUGGCUAGGAAAUGAGUCUUGGAAAGCUACCCGUGAUUGGCUGGGUGUCUGGCUCACACAGCAAACGCCGAUUCAAAACAGAAUUGACCCCGGACAUGAUCAGCCCGCCACUGGGGGACUUUCGUCACACCAUGCAUGUGGGACGAGGUGGUGAUGCCUUUGGAGACACUUCUUUCCUUAGGAACCAUGGUGGAGAGGAAGUCAAACCCCACAAUUUCUUUGCUCGGACACUGUGGCAUGUAAGGAGGAGCCCGCUAAGGAACCGGGGAAGCCGAAACAAGGAUCAGGGCUCAUCUGCACCUCCCGCCAUCUCACCCAUCAUCAAGAAUGCUGUGUCACUGCCUCAGCUCAAUCAGAGUCACUAUGACAGCGAUGAUCUUGGUAUAGCAUUUGCCUUCAAGAAACCCCCAACAAGCUUCUCUGACUAUGGAUUAGAAUCUGGAUUCUGUACCAUUCCACGUGUUCCCCGAUCUGAGAAGCCUCCCGAGAGCUCCCAUCCUGCUGAGUCAGCAUUGCAGCGUUCAGAUUCCUUGCUGUCUUUCCGCCUGGACCUUGGCCCCUCUCUCAUGAGCGAACUUCUUCAUGUCAUCAGCUUCUCAGGAGGCGACAGCUCUGACUCCAGGGAAAAGAAAGAAUGCGAAGAGAGCAAACCGCCAAGCAGCAGUGAGUCUCACUCUUCCCUUCACAUCAAGAGCACCUGGUCAGACGACUCGCUACCUGUGAAGUCAGAAUCUCGUCAUGGUAAUGGUGAAGAAAGCCAAAACGUAUCAAGCCUUUUGGAUUACUCUGAGCUUAGAUCACCCUUGGGACAUUUGGCCUAUGCUAAUGGAGACUCUCAUUCUAUAGAGAUGUCUGAGGAAGGAUCUCCCUGUUUGAGAAGCAGGAGUUCUAGUUCUGAACUGGAGGCACUGCCAAAAGAGACCUAUUGGCAAAAAGGGCACCACAAGGACUGUAACAUGGAAGCAAGAGAAUUCAACCAUGCUGCCCGUGUCUUAGCAUGCCAUUAUGGGGCAGGAAGUACCUACCGCAGUCCAUCUCCAGAAGAAGAUCCAAGGGGACAAGCCUCAUGGGAAAGCCCGAUUGCCAACUCAUGGCACUUGAAAGUAGGUGCACCUGAGCAACGGGAAUAUUCUACUGGGUGGCGACAAAGAGAAGAGGAGGAGGAAGAGGAGGAGGAGGACCACAACAAGUCUGACAGUGAUGAAGAAACCAUUGUUAGAGAAGGACACAGUGAUUCCUUUGAAUAUGUUGAUGAAGAGGAUGAAGAUGAAGUUAAGGUUUGAACGGACAUACAUGUUCUCUUGUGGCCUCCCACCAGCCUCUGAGGAGAUAUCAGAGCAAAAUGAAACAAUGUAAAGCUAUCUGGCAUUCUGGAUAUGUGCAGAUUCACAAGGUUAGCAUUCUUUCCAGAUGAUCUUCUGUAUAUCAGUGCUUCCUAAACUGGUGUUUUCAGACACCAGUUUGAAUUCCCAUCGAGUGAUAAGUUCUACCACAUUUACAGAGUGCCAGGCUAGGAAAAGCAGGACGGAACUGAUUUCUCUACUUUGGUAUGUCUCCUCCUCCCUGCUUUGUGGGUUUAAAAAAAGAAAUAGUAAAAGGAACAAUUUAGAGCAAACCAAAAAGUAUUAGUUGCUCUUUUGUGGCAGCUGACAGUUAAAGAUGCUUAUGACUUCCCAUGCUCCUUCCUUCCCACUGGUUGAUUGAUUUCAUCAUGACAGAUAAUGCCAUUAUUUUUCCAUCCCCUAGAAAUAAAAACAUUUAUACUUAAGAAUAGAGACCACUGAGACCUUUCAUAUCUCUAUCAAAUAACUAUCAGGAAAAAUGUAGUUAAAAAAGAACAGUCUAGUAAAGGGAAGAGAAACCCUACCUCCAUUGGGACAAUAUUCUCCUAAUUGCCUUGUGAUGAAAAUAAAGAUCAACUCAACUGUUUUUCCCAUCCAAGAUACUGGGACACCAGCAAGGCAGGAUGGUUCUUCUCCUCUUUUUACAAGAAACACAAAAUUUGGACUGUAUCUGAAACCAGUUCAUCAGCACGCUGUCCAGUUUUCCUGCACCAGAACUCUGAUUGAGAUAGGAUUGUUGUUUAUUAUACACCCUCAGAAGGAAAUGUAAUCCUAGUCUUCCAAGUGAUAUCAUUCCAAGGAAUCUGUAUGUUAACCUUGUUGUUUUAUAUACUUCCAGAGCACGCACAGAAUUCAAUUUAUGUUAAGGAUCUAGUUUACUGACAUGGAGGGCUGAAAUAUAACUUUCCAUUCUGUAUCUCCUAAAUUCAGGCAUUGGCAAUGCAAAACCCUAACUAACAAUUUGUUUCUGGCACUUACAGCUUUGCAUAGCUAUUGCAGCAGCUUAUCCACAGUGCUCGUUCAGGAAGAAAAGGAAAUUAUUUCUCAAGGUAAAAUCAGAUUCUGAAACAAGGCUGCUUUUCAUGCUUCCAUGUUCCCCCCACAAAAAGAGAGGACAGUUUACACAUUGUCUUUGGAAAGCCUUCCAGGUAUUCCCUGGAUUUGCUGCUAGAGCCAUACACAAGGCUGUUGCUUAGCUGAGAAAGAGGCAGAGUAAAG